ACGGCUCCGGGAUGGCGAAAAGAGUGUCUCCCACCAAGAAUUGCUCAGGCGUCAGGGCAUCGAGGUCGUCCGGGUCGUCAGUCAAGGCCUCGAACGGCCUUGAAUUGAGGCAGGCCUCGACCUCUGUGAGAAACGUCGACAGUUCCUCAGAGGUGUCUGGCCUCGCCGAUGGUGCGUCGCAGGUGAUGCUUGACAGCCUUGACAGCUGCUUCCCACAGGCCGCCGAAGUGUGGAGCUGCCGGUGGAUUGAAGCUCCACCGUACUCCUCGGUCUGCAAGGUGCCCGACAAUAGUGUGGAUCUCACGGCCAGCAGCCUUGAAGAGGUCCCUGAGCUGUCGGUCCGCGCCUACAAAGUUAGUGCCGCAGUCGCUGUAAACGACUGUGCCCUCGUCGAGACACGAACCGACGAAAGGCCGCUAGAAAUGCCUCGGCGGUGUAGUCGCUGACGGCCUCAAGGUGUACGGCGCGGGAGCUGAAACACACGAAUACAACUAGGAAGCCUUUGUAGGCCUUGUGUCCUCGGCCUCUCGUCGUUCUGAGCCACACCGGGCCGGCGAGGUCCACGCCGGUGUGCUGAAAUGGACGGCUCGGAGUGACGCGCGCUCUCGGCAGGUCGCCCAUCUUUGACCGUGGAGUAGCCGCCCGCCAUCGGACGCAUGGGUGGCAGCUGUGGAUGUGGCGGCGAACCAGUUGGCGUCUUCGCGGAAUCCAAAAUCGUUGCCUGAUGUGAGCUAAGGUGGCCUGGACUCCUCCGUGAAAUGUACGUCUGUGGGCGGCGUCAAUCACCAGGCGCCCGCUGACUCUCAGGGUGCCCUCGUCAUCCAGCAU
Messenger RNA from Nylanderia fulva, 828 nucleotides. RefSeq lists its product as uncharacterized. Lineage: Eukaryota; Metazoa; Arthropoda; Insecta; Hymenoptera; Formicidae. The record is from RefSeq and is a predicted model, not a curated record.